CUCUCAUCAUAAAAUCUCCUCCUUCCUCCUUCCUCCUUCCUCGCUUCUCUUCUCUCUUCCCCUUCGUUCCUCCAAACUCUCUCAUACUCACAGAAAAACGACUGCCAAAAUCUCGGAAAGAUACACCAAACGACGGAGAACUAGGGCCGUCUCUUCGUCUCCGUGAAGAGACAAAGGAGAGCGCAAAAAUCGGAAGCCCUAGACUGUCGCCGCCGUCGUUUUCCGCUUCAGGAGAGUUAGGGUUCACGACGCCAUGGGAGGAAAGCUCGGGAAUCGCACAAUUCGGAGGGGCCACUGAGAUGUGACGAGUUUAGAUUUUUGGUUUGGAGUUCGAAGCGAGUGUUUUAGGAGAGGAGAGAGAAAGUUAGAGAGAGAGAGAGAUGGAGGGGGGAGGAAGGAGGAUUUCGGCGAGCCCUAGACCGUGCAGUGUUCGGAGAGUUCUGGCCAAGAAAAGGCCUCGAGUUGGGGGAGUCGACGGGUUCGUCAACAGCGUGAAGAAGCUUCAGCGACGGGAGAUCAGUUCCAAGCGCGACCGCGCUUUCACCAUGAGCGACGCCCAAGAGAGGUUUCGCAAUAUCCGCCUCCAGGAGGAAUAUGAUACCCAUGAUCCAAAGGGUCAUUGUUCAAUGGUACUACCUUUUUUGCGGAAGAGGUCCAAGAUCAUUGAGAUUGUAGCGGCACGUGACAUCGUGUUUGCUCUUGCCCAAUCUGGUGUUUGUGCAGCUUUUAGUAGAGAGACUAACGAAAGGAUAUGCUUUCUCAAUGUCAGUCCGGAUGAAGUUAUACGCAGCUUGUUUUACAAUAAAAACAAUGACUCUCUUAUCACGGUUUCUGUUUAUGCUUCAGACAAUUUCAGUUCUUUGAAAUGCAGGAGUACAAGGAUUGAAUACAUAAGGAGGGGCAAACCAGACGCUGGCUUUGCUCUUUUUGAAUCUGAGUCACUGAAAUGGCCUGGUUUUGUAGAGUUUGAUGAUGUAAAUGGGAAAGUACUCACAUAUUCUGCACAGGAUAGUAUAUAUAAGGUGUUUGACCUGAAGAACUAUACCAUGCUAUACUCCAUAUCUGAUAAAAAUGUUCAGGAGAUAAAGAUCAGUCCUGGGAUCAUGCUGUUGAUUUUAACUAAGGCUAGUGGCCAUGUUCCUCUUAAGAUUCUCUCUAUAGAGGAUGGCACUGUUCUUAAAUCAUUCAACCAUCUCCUCCACCGAAAUAAGAAAGUGGAUUUCAUUGAACAGUUCAAUGAAAAGCUUCUUGUCAAGCAAGAAAAUGAGAACCUCCAGAUUCUUGAUGUUCGUAACUUUGAGCUAACAGAAGUUAGCAGAACCGAAUUUAUGACGCCGUCGGCUUUUAUAUUUCUGUACGAGAACCAGUUGUUCUUGACGUUCAGAAAUCGGACUGUUGCUGUUUGGAAUUUCCGUGGUGAGCUUGUUACUUCAUUUGAGGAUCACCUUCUGUGGCACCCUGACUGCAAUACAAAUAACAUUUACAUUACCAGCGACCAGGAUCUUAUUAUUUCUUACUGCAAGGCUGAUUCUGAUGAUCCAUUGUCUGAAGGAAGUGCAGGGUCGAUCAAUAUCAGUAAUAUUCUGACAGGAAAAUGCCUUGCUAAAAUAAGAGCAAGUAACAGCAACCCAAUGGAAAACGAAAGCUGUUGUAGUAGCAGUUGCAGCUCAAAGAAGCGGACUCAAGCUGCCAGAAUUCGGAGCACGGUCGUGGAAGCUUUGGAAGACAUUACCGCUCUCUUUUAUGACGAAGAGCGGAACGAGAUCUACACGGGCAAUAGGCAUGGUCUAGUACAUGUAUGGUCUAACUAAUGUGUUUUUUCAGUUUAUUCCUUUGUGUCCCAUUAGAUUCUUUAUUGCUGUUCUUAAUGGUUGAAUAUUUUGAAUUGAUUGUGUUGGUGUAUUGCAAGAACUCGGAACUCUGUAUCAUUAAAUGGCCUUGUACCAAGUCGUAUAAUACGUGUUUAACUAAA
Messenger RNA from Morus notabilis, 1972 nucleotides. RefSeq lists its product as uncharacterized. Bases 381 to 1811 code for a protein of 476 amino acids. The transcript is spliced from 8 exons. Lineage: Eukaryota; Viridiplantae; Streptophyta; Magnoliopsida; Rosales; Moraceae. The record is from RefSeq and is a predicted model, not a curated record. Gene Ontology annotation, molecular function: protein binding.